Entrophospora sp. SA101 is the source of this 405-nucleotide messenger RNA. Lineage: Eukaryota; Fungi; Glomeromycota; Glomeromycetes; Entrophosporales; Entrophosporaceae. The record is from the annotation of a GenBank genome assembly.
AUGGUUGGUAUUAAUAUGGAUAUGAUGAAUACUGAGAAUGGUAAUAACACUAGCAUUGAGAAUAUUAUCGCUGAUGAAUUGAUUACAAUGGAUCAACAAACUGAAACCAAUAACUGCAACAAUAAUAACCUUGAUAUUAAUUCUAGACUUUUUUUAUCACGUUUCAGCAUUACUGAUGAUGCAAGUCCAACACCUGUUCCGCAAACAAAUAAUACCAUCGAAACUACAGUUCAUUUCGAACCAACUCACAGAGACAAUAAUUUUGAUAUUGAUGCUAGACUUUUUUAUUGUGGUACAGCAUCACCAAUUGUUCUUAACGCUACAAGUCAUGGAGAAAAUCAAAUUGAUAUUUUUUCUCGCCAUUAUUACGGUGACCAAAAUGCUGAUCAAAGAUUCGACUUUUGA